Messenger RNA from Anoplophora glabripennis (Asian longhorned beetle), 1688 nucleotides. Its product is annotated as DNA-binding protein Ets97D-like. Gene Ontology annotation, molecular function: sequence-specific DNA binding; DNA-binding transcription factor activity, RNA polymerase II-specific. Gene Ontology annotation, cellular component: nucleus. Bases 88 to 1545 code for a protein of 485 amino acids. The record is from RefSeq and is a predicted model, not a curated record. Gene Ontology annotation, biological process: cell differentiation; regulation of transcription by RNA polymerase II. The transcript has 9 exons. Lineage: Eukaryota; Metazoa; Arthropoda; Insecta; Coleoptera; Cerambycidae.
UAAAAAUUAGAAAUAUUUAUUGUGGGUCGGUAAUAUUCGAUUUUAAUUUUUUCACUUUAAAAAUAGUAUUAUUAUUAGUCCAAAGUCAUGGACAAAAAUAAGUCACAAACAUUUAUUUUGAGUGUAAACGAUUUUGGCCAAAAAAUUUGUACGUCGCAGUCGGAGCCUAGCAAGAAGUAUAUUCUAGACGAUGAAGGUAAUAUGAGCGAAUACCAACCUGAGACUUCCAUUUGCGCUAUAAAAUUAGAAUCCCAAGGCAACCUUACGGAGGACGACAGUAACGAUAGUGCUCUUAGUGGGAGUAAUGAAGUAACGCAUUUGGAGGAUCCUACACAACUAGGUAUAAUGAAUUCCCUUGACGGUGUAUCAGAAUUCGAAGAGAACUUGAUGAACGAGUUAGACUCCGACUUCAUGAACAUGGUUCCCAACCCGCAUUCCCAAUAUAUAAUGCAACACAUGGACAUCCGAGAGCCACUAACGAAGCUACGGAAGCUCAUAGAAAACAGGUUAGGUGUUAGCUUGCAGAAUUACAGCUUUUCGUUGCAAGGAGCUCAAACGUUGGAGGAUCAUAAAAAUUUGGUGGAACAGUGUGUACAGGGCGAGGGAAUCGUACAGGUCAACGUGCAAGUACAAACUAACUUGAAACGCAUCAAUAUCAUCGACGUUCUUAAACCAGCAGAGGAUUACGUUCACAUGGGUAACGAAGACGUAGAGGAGGAGAAAACCCAACAGAAGGUGGAACAGCCCCAAAAUACCAAAACAGAGCGGCCUAAGAGUAUCGUGCAGUGGCAGGUCGACUUGAACUACAAACGAGAACAGGAACGGCUGAAAAUACCGUCAGAUCCAGAAGAUUGGAGUGCCGUCCACGUACGGCACUGGGUACAAUGGGCUGUGCGACAAUUCAACUUAACGAACAUAAAACUGAGCGACUGGUCGAUGACGGGACAGGAAUUGCACAAUAUGACGAUACAAGACUUUCAGAAGAUCGUCCCGAACGAUCCUGGAGAUGUCUUUUGGACCCAUUUGGAGCUGUUGAGGAAAAUGAAAGUCGUCGCUACGAAACGAGAGGAGUCUCCGAAACGGGCAAUGCCAAAGGUUGUCAGGCCAAAGGUAACUUACAAAAAAGACUUGAAAGUUCUGAAUUAUGCGACGGCCGUUCGUUAUUUGGACAUGGCUACGUACUCUUCCAGUGGUAAUAGGACGGGCAAUAACGGGCAGAUACAACUGUGGCAAUUUCUGCUAGAACUCUUAACGACUCAGGAAUACAAGUCCGUCAUCCAAUGGAUCGGGAAAGAGGGCGAGUUCAAAUUGAACCACCCCGAAGUUGUGGCACACCUGUGGGGCGAACGGAAGAAUAAACCGACGAUGAACUACGAAAAGCUAUCUAGAGCUUUGAGGUACUAUUAUGACGGAGAUAUGAUAUCAAAAGUGCAUGGGAAACGUUUUGUUUACAAAUUUGUGUGUGAUUUGAAGCAACUAGUGGGUUAUAGCGCCGUCGAACUGGCAAAUUUGGUGAAGUAUGGCAAUCCCAUGGGGGAGACGUAGGGAAUAGCGGGGAUUUUCGGGUUUGUGCUAGUUUUUUAGUUUGUUGUGUUUGGAAUGCAAAUUUGUGAUUACUGUGAUAUUAAAAAGAUUGUAUUAAAAUUAUUGAAUUGUACUGAAAAAAAAAAUGUAAUAUGUAAUUCAUA